This is a messenger RNA of Mesorhabditis belari, 213 nucleotides long. NCBI's taxonomy places the organism in Eukaryota, Metazoa, Nematoda, Chromadorea, Rhabditida, Rhabditidae. The record is from the annotation of a GenBank genome assembly.
AUGCCAUCCAAAUCACUCAUCCAAUCCUCUCUUCUUCUCAUCUACAUCAUCAUUGCCUGCACCACUUUCCUCACUUCGCUUCCAUCUGUCGUUGCGCCCGUGUAUGAGCCAGCCUGCAAUUCAACUUGCUACACUGGGAUGAUCAAUGAUUGUUGUGCCGGAUUGAGUUAUUGUUGCGGUGGCACCUACACGGCCGGCAAGGCUUUCUGCAGC